This is a messenger RNA of Melozone crissalis (California towhee), 3217 nucleotides long. RefSeq names its product nei like DNA glycosylase 3 (gene NEIL3). Gene Ontology annotation, biological process: base-excision repair. Gene Ontology annotation, cellular component: nucleus. Bases 1 to 1731 code for a protein of 576 amino acids. Gene Ontology annotation, molecular function: DNA N-glycosylase activity; DNA-(apurinic or apyrimidinic site) endonuclease activity; zinc ion binding. The transcript is spliced from 10 exons. The record is from RefSeq and is a predicted model, not a curated record. NCBI's taxonomy places the organism in Eukaryota, Metazoa, Chordata, Aves, Passeriformes, Passerellidae.
AUGGUAGAGGGCCCGGGCUGCGCGCUCUGCGCCGAGCGCCUGCGGGCGCGCCUGCGCCGGGGACAGCGCGUGCGGGCCGCGCGGGGCGGCGGCGGCGCGACUGCUGCAAGUAAAGAGAACAUCUCUGGUCAUGAUUUCCUUGUUGGACAUGUUUACAGGGGUGUGGAGACAUUGGGAAAAGAACUUUUUAUGUAUUUUGAUCAGAAAGCUUUGAGGAUUCACUUUGGUAUGAAUGGUUCCAUGCACAUUAAUCCUGAUGGAAGCAAAGAAAGAAAUGGAGCAGAACCAGUUUUGGAGAUACAGCUUAUGGAGGAUACUGUUUGUUUUUGGGAUGUGACAGUAGAGUAUAGAAAUGCAGCUGAGUGUGAACAGAAAGUGAGGAUGAUGGAAAGUCUGGAUGUCUGUUCUCCAAAGUUUAGCUUCUCAAGAGCAGAACAGGAGAUUAAGCAGCAGAAGACCCGUAUGUUGUGUGAUGUGUUAUUGGAUCAAUCAGUACUACCUGGAGUGGGAAAUAUCAUAAAGAAUGAAGCACUGUUUGAUAGUGGUCUUCAUCCAGCUCUUAAGGUUUGCCAACUGACAGAUGAGCAUAUACGUCACUUGGUGAAAAUGACACGUGAUUUUACCCUGCUUUUUUAUAAGUGCCGCAGAGCGGGGUCCCCGCUGUACCAACACUACAGGGUGUACAGGCGCUCAGCCUGCCGGGAGUGCAGGGGCAGCAUCACCGUGUGCCGUCUGGGAGAGCAUGGCAGGAUGACUUACUUCUGCUCCCGGUGUCAAAAGGCAGAUCCCCAGCUCCUCAGUCUCAGCAAACUGCCAGCUAGAAGCAGCCUAAUUGGCUGGGCAUAUGGCAGGGGGUCAUGUUCUAAUGAACAUGUAGCUCGCAAAUCUGAAGAGGAGUGGACGUGUAUGUGCUGCACCCUAAUAAACAAGCCUUCUGCUGAAAUCUGCGAUGCCUGUUUGACUCCAAGACCUGAAGUUCCAAAGAUGGAGAGUUCUGAAGAUUCUGCAGCCUUUAACACAAACUUAAUGAAGUACCCUUGUAAUGAUUUCAGAAAACCAAGCACAGAAAUAAAGAUCAAUAGGAAAACUGCAUUUGGAACCACAACUCUUGUAUUAACAGAUCUUGGUAACAAAACUGUUCUGAGAAAUGAUAUCCAGGUAUCUGGUGGACAUUCUCAGUGUGUUUUUCCAAAAAGCAAUUGUGAACAGAUCCAAAGCAAUGCCUGCCAGUCAGAGGGAAGCCCAGACAAGGAUUGCUCACCAAACGUAGCUGCCCUGGCUUCGUCCUCCUGUCAGCAGCCUGUCUCUUACAAACACAUACAGAAGAAACAGAAAACUGACCAUGUGCCUUUGGUUCACCCAUCUAAUACAGCAAUCAGCACACCUCAAACUAAUGUGACAGAUGCUACUCGUAUGUUGAGCAUGGGGCAUCCUCGCUGCAGUAAACACAACCGUCUCUGCAGCCUCAGAGUUGUGAGAAAGGAUGGAGAAAACAAGGGAAGGCAGUUUUACUGCUGCCCUCUCUCCAGGGAAACUCGGUGUGAAUACUUCCAAUGGGCUGACUUGGAUUUUCCAUUUUGUAACCAUGGCAAGCGAUGUGUUAUGAAGACUGUGUUGAAGAUCGGUCCCAAUAAUGGAAAGAACUUCUUUGUGUGCCCUCUUGGGAAGGAAAAACAGUGUGGCUUCUUCCAAUGGGCAAAAAAUGGGCCAGGUAUGCAGAUUCUUCCAUGAUGCUCAUGUUACAGUUACCUGCUCUUCAGGAUGUCUUAAGUGCCUGUAACAUUUGUAGUAAUUUCUGUUUUCUUCUUUUUCCCUGUUCACUCGUUAACUAGUAAAAAAGCUCCAAUGUAAAGAACAGAUCUAGAAAGAGUAAUUUUACAUAGUCCUAUAAAAAUUAAACACUGCUUGUAUGCAGCUUACAAUUAUGAAAUAAACAUUUAGCUUGCAACAUAGUGUCAUAUACUAUUGUAUUUCUAAUAAAAAAUUGCACUGCUUCCUUUUUACAUGUAUUGUCUUAAAUUGCUUUAAAUUUUGAUGUAUUGUUUUAAAUUUUCUUAAGUGUAAACAUGUAUUUAACAAAAUGAAAUAAAAAGAAUAUACUUUAUUAAAUGCCAGUCUGUGCUUUCUCAGAGCAUAAGAUGAAACAGCAAUGAACUGUACAAUUCAAACAUUACAACAGUUGAUUGACCUUGCUUAGAUUUGGAAACAUGACAAAAAACUUCCCUAAAACAAAUAACAUGACUCUUUGGUUUUCUAAAUUAUAUAUUCUAAAUCCAUGUCUUAUGUUUUCUUCUAGUUGCUACUGAAUAUUUUUCCCCCAAUCCAUAUAUAGUAGAUAAUAAAAUCUUACCUCGAGGAUAGCUAGAACUCAGUUUGUUUGCUGGUUUUACCAUUAUUUGCUGAAGGGGUAAAUAGAAUAUGGUAAGCUAUCAAAUCAGAAACAGAAUUCUUCAGAUCUUUAGAAAGUGUACUGUAGAUAGCAAGGAAAAUGAGACUAAUGAAAUGGUCAUACACCAUUCAGCUUUAUACAUCAUUCAAUUGCAACCAGUUUUAAUUGAAAAUAAUGGGAAAUAGUGUUGCUUCCCAACAAAAUAUGUGAGAUGAGGUACCUUGCAAAUGGUUCUUUGGUCUGUGCAAACACUUGUGGUAUUUUGUUUUAUGGAGGACUACUUGCUUUUCUUGAGAACAUUGUAUAACUUUUCUUGAGAACAUUGUAAAUCUUCCAUUCCAUGAUGCAAAGGAAACUGCUUAAUUCUUUUCCUAAGCAGCACAAAUUCAGAGGCUUUUUUUCUUCCUCUUUUCAGUAGCGUUUGAUACCUUUGAAAUCUUUCAAAACUUUCUUUACAUGAAGAAAAUCUUUUUUAAUCAGAUUGUAGAAACUAUAAUCUUUGUUGGUCAAUGGCCUCUUUCCAAAUAAUAUGUCUCUUUCAUGAGGUACGGAACUCCACCUGAGAACAAAACAAGCUACUUCACAUGUGAGGACUUAUUUUUCCAUUGCCAUCUCUUUCUGUGAUGAUUCUUGUUGCAAUGAUAUGCUGCUGCUAGCUUGUGCUUAUACAUCUAAAUCUUUAAAAUUUCAAUCUGACCGGUUCCUCACUUGUAUUUGUACAAUUCAUUAUGGUGAUAAAGUGUGUGAUUAUUUUUAAAUUGUACAUGCUUUUGGAUGUCUGGCACAGGGAUUAAUCUUCACCAGUUCAGUUAAAGUUGAAAAAUAAAA